Exophiala aquamarina CBS 119918 is the source of this 1185-nucleotide messenger RNA. RefSeq lists its product as uncharacterized. The record is from RefSeq and is a predicted model, not a curated record. The coding region runs from base 1 to 1185 and encodes 394 amino acids. The transcript is spliced from 4 exons. NCBI's taxonomy places the organism in Eukaryota, Fungi, Ascomycota, Eurotiomycetes, Chaetothyriales, Herpotrichiellaceae.
AUGCCUAUCCGUAUCGGAGGCACCACGCAAGAUCGCGCCACCUACGAUCCAGAAUUCGACGGCUACGUCUCAUACGACGACCCUGAUCCACUAAUUCCUCCAAUGGGGCUCACAUACGGCCCAAAGUUCUUUGACCUCAUCCGUGAGCAUCUCGGAUGUCGUGCCACACGUCGAGGCUUUGCUAAUGCUGGGUCCCUCCAACCUUACAGCCAGUGGCAAAAGCCUGUCGCCGUGCCACCGUGGAAUAAGUCCCAGGAAGGCGCUGAUAAUGCCGACUGGGCCCAGGAUUUCAUUAACACCUACAAGCCCAAAUGGCCCAUCCUUUCAGGCGGUGACUAUGCUGUUUCCAUCCCUCUUCAGCCCGGAUGGCCCAACACCAACUACCUGAUUGAGGAGGCCUACAAUGCAACCAUUAAGAAAUACACCAAGUUCUACAACGGCCAUUUAUACGCUCUUUCCAACAGCACCAUCCUUGCAGAGGAAAUGGCACAUAACAAGACUGUGGCUGACCUGCCCACCUUUGAAGACAAAAUCGCGCUUGCUCAUUCGGUUGCACGGCCCUACAUACUGGGAGAGACGAACUUUCAUGGAAUUGAUGAAGUGAUGGAUGCCAGCUUUGGCGCAGCGAUCCAGACAGUGGACAAGAGCCUGAAAGCUGUUUCGAUGGGGCUCAAGCAUUUGUAUUACCAUCAGGGAACCAUCAAUCAGGCAAAUUUCAACUUGUUCCUAUCAAACCAAGUAAACACCCCCUUCUAUGGCGGAUACUUCUCUGUGCUAGCGCUAGCGGGCGGUGAGUACGUCUCUGCUUUUGAUGUUGGUGAUGAUGCAUACACCCAGUACGUUAUCUACAAAGCCGGCAAGCCCAGCCGCAUCGUCCUGAUCAACGCCGGCUACUAUUCGGGCUCCGGCACACGCUCGAGCGUCGUCUUCACUCUGACAUGCCUGUCUGCCGUGGAAAACGCUUUUUUGCGGGCGCUGCGCUUGACGACUCCGUCCAGCGACUCAGUCACGACGCGUGAACAGCAAGAUCCAUUGCAUGAGGUGUCGAUUACCCGCCAGUUCUUCUCCAAUGCGGAUUGUUCGAUUCUUGGCGAUCAUGUGGUAGAGGAAGUCACGGUGGUCGCGGAUGGAAUUGUUGAGGCGGAGUUGUUGGCUUCGGAGGCGCUGUUGGUCUAUCUUCCCUGA